Messenger RNA from Lampris incognitus (smalleye Pacific opah), 1378 nucleotides. It is a transcript of the gene ndnl2, whose product is annotated as necdin-like 2. Gene Ontology annotation, cellular component: nucleus. The record is from RefSeq and is a predicted model, not a curated record. The transcript has 11 exons. Lineage: Eukaryota; Metazoa; Chordata; Actinopteri; Lampriformes; Lampridae. The coding region runs from base 168 to 992 and encodes 274 amino acids.
AAAAGAAGUAUCAUCGUCAAGUUGCGUUUCAGACAAAAGGAAAUUUGAUUUUAGCAGCAUUGCAUUUCAUAAACGACCAAAUGUCGUCACCUGCCAUUUAUGUGUGUUUCCCCAUCAGAGAAGCGUAGUCACCUGCUGUGUUUCCCCAUCAGACAAAGUGGUCCAGCAUGUCUCAGAGGAACAGGUCCAGCACGCAGAACUCCCCUCAGAGCAAAAGGCCGGCCUUGGCUCGGAGCUCUGACACAUUGCUGAGUGAGGAAGAGGAUGAUGACAUGCAGUUUACUCAGCCAAGUACAUCACAGGUCCAGAAAGGCCUGGAAAAGCUAACCCCUGUUCAGCUGGACCACAAGACGGCUGAGGUGAUCCAGUAUUUUCUGGUCAAGGACCAAAGGAAGAUUCCUGUUCGCAGGGCGGAUAUUGUGAAGUUUGUGUUGAAAGAGCACAGAAACGUCUACGCCGAGGUCCUGAGGAGGGCGGAGCGUACCUUUAAAGAGGUUUAUGGCGUUAAAAUCGUUGAAAUUGAUACAAAAACCCACGUGUACAUACUGGUGAACGAGCUGGAGACAGCUGAGGAAGCCCCGCUGAGCAUAAGCGCCGGCAACCCAAAUAUGGGUUUGCUGUUUGUGAUCUUGAGCGUCAUUUUCAUGAAAGGAGGGGUUGUCAAAGAAGCUGUCAUCUGGAACAUACUGAAGAAACUGCGGGUGGACCUCAGAGAGAAGCACGGAGAGCUCGGCGAUGUGAAGAAAGUGGUCACUGAUGAAUUUGUACGACAAAGAUAUUUGGAAUAUGCUAAAGUCCCCCACUCAGAGCCAGUUGAGCAUCAGUUCCUCUGGGGUCAACGUGCAGAAUACGAGGUGUCGAAAGUCAAAAUCCUCGAGUAUAUGGGUCAGCUCCAUGGUCAGAGUCCCCAGAGCUGGAGCCAGCAGUACAGGCAAGCCACCAACCCCAACGCCGCUUCCAGCAGCCAGCCCAGUACCAGCAGUCAGAGAUGACCGCCACCUCUACUGGCUUCUCGUUUUUUUGGUUGUUGGUGUUGGAGGGUAGAAUACAAAACCCUACAGCGCCAUGUUCUUAUUCCUUGUAUGUGUGUGUGUGUGUGUAGUCGUAUUUUUUCAUGAUUUAUUUUUUUUAUGAACGUCUUUAUUUAAUUAAUGCUUUCAGGUUGUUUUUAGACAAUGAUUUGAACAAAAUGAUUUUGAGCACAACAGUCUGUUCUGAGUCUGUCGGCUAUGGGAAGAGCGUUACAUGACACAACAGACCCAGCCGAUGGAAACCAACCCCGUCUCAGUACCAAAACCACUGGGAUAUUGUACUUUUAUUGCCUUGUCUCUUUUGUUGCCGUGUUAUCCCCCCCCACCCCCCCAAUUUCAGAAAAUAA